GUAUAAUCAAAAUCGAAAGUUCUAGAUUACUUUUUCAUUCAUGCAAUCUCUUUUACGAAUUCCUCUAUCAUGUAGAGCUCUUCGGUUGAACAGAUAUUGUAGUCGGUUAUAUUCCAUUCAUAUGAAACCAUUCUCUUUUGACGCGAUUCCUAAUGAGCCCUACCGAAAAAACCGGCUGGCAAGCGAAUAUACGCAGAGAUCCAUUGAAGGAAAGAAAUUCAUUAAUCGGUUAAUAAAGGAGAUUAACGCUUACGAUUUCUAUUACAAUAAAAAUGGUUCAAAAUUGAAUAAACAACAUAGUGUAAUGAAAAACAAAGAUCCAGGAAAUUUGAAUAGAUUGUAUAGAACAGCGGAAUCCGUUCUGAAAGGAGAAAAUUCAUAUACUCCUCGCUCACCAAAAAUGCCUUACAAAUUCUCACCGAAAGGAACUUUCCAAGUUAAUAACUCAAAUAUACCGUUUCAUAUGAUCUCAUUUUGAUGCAAGGCUCUUUUUCAAUAUCAAUGUAAUCUCAUUUAACUGAAAUAUUAAAAAAAUAAAUGAAUAA
Diorhabda carinulata is the source of this 545-nucleotide messenger RNA. RefSeq lists its product as uncharacterized. NCBI's taxonomy places the organism in Eukaryota, Metazoa, Arthropoda, Insecta, Coleoptera, Chrysomelidae. Bases 41 to 478 code for a protein of 145 amino acids. The transcript has 2 exons. The record is from RefSeq and is a predicted model, not a curated record.